Molecule: messenger RNA, 821 nt
Organism: Amyelois transitella
Lineage: Eukaryota; Metazoa; Arthropoda; Insecta; Lepidoptera; Pyralidae
Product: transcription factor Adf-1
Exons: 4
Coding region: 1-645 (214 amino acids)
Biological process (GO): regulation of transcription by RNA polymerase II
Cellular component (GO): nucleus; transcription regulator complex
Molecular function (GO): DNA binding
Source: RefSeq, a predicted model, not a curated record
AUGAACGAAAUUGAUUUGAUAAGGGAGGUCGAGAAGAGACCAAUUUUGUACGAUAAGUUUGUGGUCGGAUUUAACAAAACGAAACUAAGAGACGAUGCAUGGAAGGAAGUGCAAGAUUCUCUUAACGUUUCAGAAUCUGAAUGCAAGAAACGCUGGAGAUCUUUGCGGGAUUCCUUCAUAAAACUGCAGCGGACUCACGGAGGCCGCACCCGGUGGCCUUACCAUCAGGCCAUGAAGUUCCUGCUGCCUCAUGUCGAACCCAAAGGAGAGUUGGGUUCAUCAAAAAAAGACGAGGACUCAGACGCUGAAGAGGAACUUCAAAGACAACGCGCGAUACAAGCUCUCCCCGAUCUGUCUUUCCCCGAGAAAUUCGAUGAUGACGACGACUCAGCGCCAUCGCCGAAGAAGGCCCGUCUCAACUCCACUGAUGAGGAAACUCCAUGCAGUCAGUGCAAUAGGACGGAUCCCGACGAGUUGUUCCUGUUGAGUUGUUCGCCGAUAUUGAAAAGGUUGAACUCCAAGCAGAAUGCCAGGGCGAGAUUGAAGAUUCAGCAGGUUUUGUACGAAGCCGAAUUUGGCGCGCAGAUGGGAAUUCCCUACGGUUCAGAAUGCGACUUCGACGGCAUUGAAGGGCCGGUUGAAUAACUAAAAUUUUUACAGUAUUUACUGUAAUUUUGAACCCGUUUAGAACAAUUAAGGAGAAUUCCGUGGCUUGAAGUAUUACAUGAGAAAAGUGAUUUUAUUAAAUUUUUUUUAAGUGGCAAAUUACGGACGUUACGUGUGUAUGUGGACUAAAAUAAAGAUCUGUUUGUAAGCUACCU